Molecule: messenger RNA, 3604 nt
Organism: Eublepharis macularius
Lineage: Eukaryota; Metazoa; Chordata; Lepidosauria; Squamata; Eublepharidae
Product: carcinoembryonic antigen-related cell adhesion molecule 4-like
Exons: 6
Coding region: 102-764 (220 amino acids)
Source: RefSeq, a predicted model, not a curated record
GCAGAGACAGGCACCGGGGGCGCUGGUGGGUGAUAAAAAGCCCGGAGAGCGGAGCGCAGGAACCCAGGCGUCCGGGACCGUAAAGCUGAGCGAGCCGCGCGAUGGGGUGGCAGAUGGGGGCGGCGUUCCUAGCUGCCUCCAUCUUGAUUUCCUUCUUCCAUCCCACUGGAGUCAUGAGUUUCACUCCAGCUAAAGUCCUUUUGCCUCGAGCCCCACGCAUCGUCCUUCUUAAAGUUACCUGGGAACCCUCAAACCCAGUAGCAGGGCAAAACGUUACUCUGAUUCCAGGAGGACUGGAAGUCUUCCACGUCUGUCGCUGGUAUCGAGCGGCGGCAGUGGAUGAAGCAAACGAGAUCUUCAGCUACCACCCGCCUCCUCCGAGUCACUGGCAGCAAAAAGGGUCUGCUUAUACCGGGCGAGAGACUGGAGGCCCGGGUUGCACCUUGCACAUCACAAACCUAACAUUGGAUGACUCGGGGAACUACACAGUGACAAAGGAAAGCCGUGCAAUGCCGUUGAAUAUAGGUCACGCUCUUCUCAGAGUCUCAGAACCUCCUUCCGUACCAGAUUCUGCGUGUUCAAAACGGUCUGGAAUCAUCUCCGGGAUUGUCCUCGGGUCCUUGGUUGUAACUGCGAUGAUCGGGAUCCUGCUUUACUUCCUUCUUCGCGCUUAUUAUCCAAGUGACAACAAGACUUCGACACAACUUAUUUCAACUUACGCCAUGUAUGAGCACCUUUCCCCGUCUGUGGGGGAGAAUCCCUGAGGCAAAGCGUGAGAGCUGAAGUCCGUCAGAUUCACGAGAUGCUGCAGCAGGGGAACUAGGACGUGUAUCAAGAGCCAAUGCGUAAUGGAAAAGUCAACGCAUCUUUCCGCCACAUGUUCAUCUCUUUGGCCUUCUAGCCGAAGACUUGCUGGUCUUUUAGAUAAAGCGUCAGCCUUCCAUUCUCUGCCCAGAAAUGCUAGGGACUGCUACCUUCUUUCUCUAAGACAUUGGUUCAGCUUCUUCUCAGCUGGGCUUCAGUUCAGGAACUCCGAGCCCCUGUUUUGAGCCAGACGUUGCGUUCCGAAUCUGAGACAGAUGCACAACAAAAAAUCUUUCCCUGCAAUGUGUGUCGAAGGAGGGGGAGGAAGCCCCAUCAGAAAUUCUGUUGUUGACCAACAAGAUUACUGAUGGAGUGCAUAGAGAGGCCAUAAAAUAUGGGGUCUUACUUUGUAUGGCCAGGGUUUUUUAAAAAGACAGCUGCCCAUGUCCUCGGAACAGGAGGAGUUCUGAGACUUAUAAGUUCCAGGCAUAUUUCUUGCCCUUUAGUCUACAUGAAGACAAUGAUGAUACCAGCUUUUUCUUUAAAAAAUGUUUUAUACAUGUCAUUAUUUUUAUUAUGCAUGUGUUAUUAAUUCAUUUGUUAUUGGAGCAUUCUACUGGUUCCGUGAUUUCAGCCAUUCUGCUGCUCUCUCUCUCUCUCUCUCUCUCUCUCUCUCUCCUGAUGGUAUUUCUGCUGAGACAAUUAAAUCCCCUUGCCCCUGCUGUAUUGUGACAGGGAAGAGGGCAAAUAAUGGCCCCUAAUUUGUGAAGAGCUUGCUGAGUGCUAAACCCACAGUACCAGAACCAUCAGCAAACACAACCUUCUUGAUUAAAAGCAUUUUCCUUUUCACAGGGCUUUUUUUCUGGGAAAAGAGGCGGUGGAACUCAGUAGGCUGCCCUCGGAGAAAAUGGUCACAUGGCUGGUGGCCCCGCCCCCUAAUCUCCAGACACAGGGGAGUUGAGAUUGCCCUCCGCGCCUCAUGGCGCAGAGGCCAAUCUCAACUCGCCUCUGUCUGGAGAUCAGGGGGCGGGGCUACCAGCCAUGUGACCAUUUUCAAGAGGUUCCGGAACGCCGUUCCACCACGUUCCAGCUGAAAAAAAGCCCUGCCUAUUCAUAAUCUCUUCUGCAGAGGCCAAUUUUACUGGUUCAGUUUACUAACUGCAUUGGAGUUUUUUGUGACCAUCUGCACUCAAGUUGCUGCCAUGAGAAAUCACUCCAGCUACUAUGCAGCUUUUCCAUGGCUUUUCAGGAAGCACUUUUUUAAAAAAAAUCCAUUUUCCAGUCGGCUGUCUCCCCACGCACACUCAUUAUGCCAUCUCUUAGCAUUCCACCCUCUUCUGCCCCCUCUCACCCCCUGCCAGCCCACUUCAUUGUGAUUGGCCGCUGUUGUCUAUCUAGCCACUCCCUCCCCCUUCUUCCCAUUCCUCCCCCCUCCUCUUUCCUCUCCAUUUUCCUUUCCACUUGUUUUUUCAUUUUUUGUUUUAAAUCCAGCAUAGAAUCGAUGCACAGAUGGGUUAAGAGGGAGAAAUACAGGAAAUAGAUUGAUCCAGCAUUCUAGCAAUGUAUUGAUUCAUCGCUUGUGCAAGAAGAAAAGAAGGAAGGGACAUCACAGAUGACGGCAUUGGUGACGAAAGUGCCAGCACUCAUCAAUCCCAACGCAUUUUGACAUGGUGCAGACUAAAAAGAAUGGCACCACACUAACCAAACAUGAGAGGUGUGAAAAGGCCCAGACUAGCCGAUUCCAUGUCUUUUGGCUUGACUUUUGGAAUAGUCAAGGGUUAUGUCCCCAGUGCAAAAGAGGCUAAAAUCCCCUCACUUAAAAAUCUGUCUUUAAGUAACUAGUUCCUUCCUUAACUACCAGAUGCACACUCUCCAUCUCUUUUCUGUUGUGAUCAACAUGGAACCUCCCCUGGCCUUCUCUAUCCACAUAGGGUCUUUCUUUCGUUCUGCCCUUUUUUCUUUGCUAGUGUACCCAGAGAAAACUCAGGUCAGCCUGACCCAAAACUGGGUUAAGAAAAUCCAUGAAUCAUGUCCUGCGGGGACCAGCGGUAAACAAGACAAUUGAUGGGGAAACACCAGUUAAUUUGAACCAAAUGGGAUUUUAUGUAACAAUGUAGGGGUCUGGGCCAAGAUCUGGCUGACUGGCCUCCAAAAAUAAGGAGUUUUAGGGUGUUGGAUAGAAUAAUGGAGCAUUUCCAACCACUUGGGCAACAAUGGGGUAGUAGGCUGGCUUUGGGGACAGGAAGAUGGGAGAGGUGUGUGACAUUUUGUAACAUAAGGCAACAAGAUAUUUUGACUGAGGGGAAGAGCUGACCAUGUUCAGAAUUGCGUAGGGACUCCAGAGGAAGGGCUAAUAGUCCAUCCAUAUGUGAAGGCAUUGGAUGUAGUCUACACAUUACUUCUUUUACGGCUUCUCCACGGAGCCAACCUGUGCUCUGUGCAGACAUAUGUCAGCUUGGGGAUUGGCUUCUAUAAAAAAACGAGUGUAAAUGGGCUCAGAAAGCUGCCACCAAAGUGUCUAGGACAGCGAAUAGUUCAGCUAAUUGAGUGCACCUGGUGUUGUGCUUAGACUAGGUGGCUCCUCCUCCUGGUUAAAAUAAAAGGCUGGUGUGGGUGGGGGGUGGUAAAAAAAAAAGCCGAACCACGGAGAGCAUGCUGGUUUAGUAAUCACUUCUCUAGAUAGUUUUAGGCCAGGUUAGACUAAGUUUAUUUUUACUUUGCCAUUUCUCUCGUCUCGAGAGCGGCCUCUGUUGUUUUUCUAAACACUCUCUUGAUCUAAUAAAUAAUUAUUUUGCCUGUG